This is a messenger RNA of Salpingoeca rosetta, 1336 nucleotides long. RefSeq lists its product as uncharacterized. Lineage: Eukaryota; Choanoflagellata; Craspedida; Salpingoecidae. Gene Ontology annotation, molecular function: cysteine-type deubiquitinase activity; proteasome binding; protein binding. The transcript has 16 exons. The record is from RefSeq and is a predicted model, not a curated record. The annotation marks the transcript as partial. Gene Ontology annotation, biological process: proteasome-mediated ubiquitin-dependent protein catabolic process; protein deubiquitination; regulation of proteasomal protein catabolic process.
GCCUGUCGACCAACCCUUGCACUUUUUUCUGACGACAGCAGCGCAAGAAGAAAGAAACGGCAGAGAGCGAGUCGAAGCAACCACCAUCCACUCCAUUCACACACACACACGUCUUCACACACUGUCUGAGCCACCGGCAAAAGCACCAUCGCCAUGGGAAAGUUCACUGUUAAGAUCAAGUGGGGCAAGGAGGUGUUCAAGGACGUCGAAGUCGACACCGACGAGGACCCCGAUGCUUUCCGUGCGCAGCUCUUCUCCCUCACGGGCGUGCCACCAGAGGGCCAGAAGAUCAUGUGCAAGGGCAUGACCCUUAAGGAUACGUGGGAGAAGUUUCCCAUCAAGAACAAGGCCUCCGUCCUGCUCAUGGGUACCGCUGGGGAGCUGCCUGAUGAGCCGGACGACAUCCAGUUUGCAGACGAACUCCCAGACACCGCCGUCGUGAACAACUACCCCGCUGGUCUCGCCAACCUGGGCAACACGUGCUACAUGAACGCCACCCUCCAGUGCCUGAAGACGGCAGACAGCCUCCGUGAUCUCAUCAAGAGCGGGAGUGUUGCUGGCGGGGAUGGCCGCGCGGCGAUGGUGCAGCAUUUGCAGCGCAUGUACACGAUCAUGGACAACGACACGGACCGCUCGGGCCUCGACAUGGCCCUCAUGGGGUUCCUCAUGACGCUUCGCCAGGUCAACCCGCAAUUUGCGCAGACGGAACAGGGGCACCCGGCACAGCAGGAUGCGAAUGAGUUUUGGGGUGUGUUGUCGCGGGCGCUGGACACGUCGCUGCGCGGCGGUGACGGCGCGUCGACGGCGUUUCCGCGUGGCGGACCCAUCAGCCAGUACUUUGGCAUCGAUCGCACAGACACCCUCGCAUGCACAGAGGCCCCAGAGGAGGAAGCCGUUGUCUCCCGCGCCUCAAACCUCCAGCUCUCCUGCCACAUCGACAAGGACAUUGGGUUUGUGAUGGCUGGUCUGAAGCGGGCGCUUGAGGAGGAGAUCACCAAAGCAUCGCCCACGCUCGGCCGUGAUGCAAUCUACAAGAAGCAGAGUCUGGUUUCGCGGCUGCCGGCGUUUCUCGCCAUCAACUUUGUCCGCUUCUACUUCAAGCGCUCCACCCAGGAAAACUGCAAAAUCAGAAAGGAUGUGAAGUUCCCCAUGUCACUCGAUGUGUUUGAACUCUGCACCCCGGAGCUCAAGGAAAAGCUCAACCCCCACCGCACCAGGUUUGCUGAGUACCAGGAUUGGGAGGCAGACAACUCUGCAUCGAUGGCCGGCAAGAAGCCGACGGACAUCGACACCACCGCCGACACCACCGAGUACUACCCGACCGAGUUUCAGGACG